UAACAUUAAAUUACUCGAAAACUAAGCGAAAUAUCAAAAAAUUUUACUUGUUCUUUUCGUUUUCUUUUGUCGAGUUCUAUAAGAAACCGUCGUCAGAUUGCGGCGCCACGGAAACAGCAGUAUUGCCCUUAUAUCGAGACUUUUACGAUGAUCGUAACUGAAUUAAAAUUAUUUUGCGAAAUCAAAGCACAUUGAAUAGCAUUAGGCCAUCUGAUUUUGACAUUUUAGGGACGAAAAAUGCAUAGCUUUUGUUUUUUCUCUACAGGUAGUAGUACUGUUCAAUGUGCCUGGGCGGAAGUGGAAAAAGUAGGAGUGGCAAAGGUCAAAUUAAAACAUUUUAAUAUGAAUGAAUACGCGCACAUCCAUCACAACAUUUUUCUUCAUCAAAAAUGGACUUAUUAACUUGUUAACAUGUUUUCAUUUAAGUUUUUAAUGUAUUGUUCACAUAUUAAUUAAAAUUCAGUACUCUUUCUAAUAUAUGUAUGUUGCACUUCGAUACUUGUUUGCGGAGAGCAGCUAUUUCAGUCAACGGUUAUCAGCGAAGUGAUAAGCAGUUUAAUUGUUCACGGUUUAUGUCUGCGCGAUUUCAACUCAUUUCAUAUUUAAAUUAAUUAUUGUUCUCAAUUAGCAUGAAUACAAAAUCGGUAUCAUUUCCAUUAUUUUUACUUAUUAGCAUAAUAUUAAUAUUUUGUGCCGCAUUGCCAAGAGUGGAGAUUGGGGAUUUGCAAUUACAAUAUUUAAAACGAGCUCGCCGUCAAAUCGAUAUAAAUUUGUCUGCUGAACAUGAUGACAAAGAAGAUGAAACAGAAAUAGCUUUAGAAGCUAUAGCCAAUCUGUGGCGUAGUGCUGACAGUAAAACACAGAUUGAAGGAGCAGCCAAAGUGGUACAUAGCAGUAGUUCGCAGCGCGCGGGAAAUACACGUUUUUCAGGACGUUUACAUGUUCAUCACGAUUACAGAAGAAAGUGAUUUGGUUAAUUAGUUGGUAAAUGGCAUUUUUAGUUGAAAAAUUAUUGUUUUCAACUAUAUUAGUUCAGCUAGUUAUUAAGAUAAUAUAUGCAGUAUUUACUUACUAAAUAAAAUGUAUACCAUGAGCUAAUAAAUAAAUUAUUUAUUGAUUCAUCGUCUUAGAA
This is a messenger RNA of Anastrepha ludens (Mexican fruit fly), 1132 nucleotides long. RefSeq lists its product as uncharacterized. The record is from RefSeq and is a predicted model, not a curated record. The transcript is spliced from 3 exons. The coding region runs from base 630 to 968 and encodes 112 amino acids. NCBI's taxonomy places the organism in Eukaryota, Metazoa, Arthropoda, Insecta, Diptera, Tephritidae.